AUGAAGAUCACUUCAAAAAAGUGGUCGCAGUACUACGACGACAAGUACGAAGAGCAAAAGGAGACCGCCUUCAAAGUAGUACUAAUAAUUUCCUUAUCGAUAUCAGUAAUGUCAUGGACGGCGACUUGUAUCGCAUUGCCAGUUUUAUAUCAAUAUACAGUUGUGGCGACGAAACAGUUUGUGAAUGUGGCUGAUUUCUGUGAAUUCACGGCACGUUCUGUGAAGAACGACUCGGCAUUGUUGUUGGGAUUGGCUGAGAACAUGAAGGAUUAUAGAAAUUACACUUUGAUUGGACAGAAUGUAAGGAAGUUUUACCUUAUCUUAGAUCUGAUUGGUCUUACUAUAUUUUCUGUGCUUGAUCCUAUCGUACUGUAACUUAUUGUUACUGUACAUACUGUUGACAUACUCACAUCUCAGUAUAAUCUCAAUUUUUCAGCGUUUCGAGCGUCAAACUCACUUCCAAUCCCGCAGUCCCGGCUGUCGUUGUGAAGCCGAACCAGGUGCGCCAGGUCUGCCUGGCCGUCGAGGAAUGAAGGGUACUCAAGGUCGUCCAGGAACCUCCGGAAUCCCAGCACGACUACCUUGUGAGCCAUUGAAGGAUCUGAAAAAGUAUUGUCCAGAACAAUGUCCCCAAGGCUUGCAAGGUCUACCUGGAAUGCGAGGUGAACGUGGUGAUAAGGGAGCUGAAGGUGAUAAGGGUCGUAAAGGUAAAGAUGGAGAGAAUGGCAAGACUGGUCCGAGAGGUCAGCCCGGUCCACCUGGCAUCGAUGGAGUUGAUGGGGAUGAUGGUAAGGGUUUUGUCAUUUCUGGUACUAUUUAUACUAUUUUAGGUCACUUUGGCAUUUUUGGUACUAUUUUUUUUGGUUUAGAUUACUUUAGCAUUCUAUAGUACUACUUAUACUAUUUUUUGCCUUUUGCAUCAUAUUACACUACCUAAACCACAGUUUCUUUUCAGGUGACGCAGGAAUAGACGCCCAGCCCACACCCUUCAUCCCCGGUCCACCCGGACUACAAGGCGAACAAGGUGAACCAGGACCAGCAGGACCACGUGGUAUGCCCGGAAUUGAUGGUCCACAAGGCCCGAUAGGUAAACGUGGUCUAGCUGGUACUAAUGGUGUACCAGGCUUCCGAGGAGUCCCUGGUUCGCCUGGUCCUAUGGGUGAUCCAGGAGAGCCGGGCAAACAAGGAGUAUGUCCAACUUAUUGUGCUACCGAUGGGGGUGUUUUCUUUGUUGAACUGCCCGACUCGUUCUUUUCUCAAAACUAA
Bursaphelenchus okinawaensis is the source of this 1266-nucleotide messenger RNA. NCBI's taxonomy places the organism in Eukaryota, Metazoa, Nematoda, Chromadorea, Rhabditida, Aphelenchoididae. The record is from the annotation of a GenBank genome assembly.